Alnus glutinosa is the source of this 681-nucleotide messenger RNA. RefSeq lists its product as uncharacterized. The transcript is spliced from 2 exons. Lineage: Eukaryota; Viridiplantae; Streptophyta; Magnoliopsida; Fagales; Betulaceae. Bases 1 to 681 code for a protein of 226 amino acids. The record is from RefSeq and is a predicted model, not a curated record.
AUGGCCAUCAACAAGCUGAUAAUUAGGGCACCUCGACGUUACCCUGUCCGUAAUGAAAACUACGGAAACCAUCGUCAUGACAACCGUGAUGACGAAUUCCCACCUCCACCUCCACCAUUUAAUGAUGGAGUGAAUCCGGCCUUAGCUCAAUUUAUGGUUGAAACUACAAGGCAGUUUGCCGAAGUAGUGGCAAGAAUUCCACAUCCUGCUGGCCAAUUGGAACAGGUAGGUUGCUCUCUACGCGAUUUUGCUAGCCAGCAAUUUCGUCUAUUUGAUGGAACACAGGGAACGUUAGUAGCUGAAGCCUGGAUUACGGAUAUCCAGCUAUUGCAUGAGACACUAGGCUGUACUGAUGAGCAAAAGGUUAGGUAUACAGGACUAAGGAUAACUGAUGAAGCUGCAAGAUGGUGGAAGUCUAAGAAAGGACUCUUAGGAAUAGAGUUGGGACGUGGAGUUGCUAUCCCUUGGGAUAGGUUUGUGGAAGAAUUCAAUGGGUGCUUCUUUCUGUGGGCACAAAGGCAGAUGCGGGCCAUCGAAUUCCAGAAUCUGGUACAAGGCGCUAUGAUGGUAGAGCAAUAUUCCUCUAGGUUUAUUGAACUAGCAAGGUUUGGCCUCAACCUAAUCCCGGAUGAAGAAUCAAAGGCAAAACGUUUCGAAAAUGGCCUUAAUCCUCGUAUUUAG